AUCGCCAUAUUUUCGAUAAUGAUUUUCGAACAACGAACUUCCGCCCGAUUGAAAAAGACAAAAAAUUUUCCUUUUCAUUUCUUUUUUUCGUAGAAAUGCCACCUAAAAAGCCAACCGAAAAAUCCGCUGCCAAGCCUGGUGAUAAAAAGCCAGAGAAGAAAGCUUCGGCUACUACUUCUGCCGCUGGUGGCAAAAAGGAUACCGCAGCCAAGCCCGCUUCUGCUGCUAAGAAACCUGCUGUAGUUAAGAAAACUGCUGCAGCCGCUACUAAGAAACAUGUAGCCAAGAAGGCUGCUCCUACCAAGAAGGUUGCUUCUAAGUCCAAGCCAAAAACAAAGGAUGCCAAAAAGAAGGUUGCUGCUGGCAAAAAGCCACAAUCUAUCUUGGCUAAAUUAUCCGCUAAGGCCCGUGCUGCUGCUAAAGGCAAGAAGGUUGCCAACAAACCUGGAUCCAAGGUACAAAAGGGUACCUCUAAGGCCAAGGCUGUAGCUUUGUUGAAGGCCAAGAAGGCUCAAACCAAGAUCGUUAAGGGUGCAUUUGGUACUCGUGUACGUAAAGUACGCACUAAUGUACAUUUCCGUAGACCCAAGACCUUGAAGUUGCCCCGCAACCCCAAGUACCCCAGAAAAUCUGUACCAAACAGAAAUCGCAUGGACGCUUACAAUAUCAUCAAAUACCCAUUGACCACUGAAGCUGCCAUGAAGAAGAUUGAAGACAACAAUACUUUGGUAUUCUUGACACACUUGCGUGCUAACAAGAACCACGUGCGUGCUGCUGUCCGCAAGCUCUACGAUAUUAAAGUAGCCAAAGUUAAUAUUUUGAUCAGACCCGAUGGCCAAAAGAAGGCUUAUGUUCGUUUGGCUCGUGACUAUGAUGCGUUGGAUAUUGCCAAUAAGAUUGGCAUCAUAUAAAUUGUCAAAUUCACGGAGUCUUGUACUUUGUUUCUUUUUUAUAGAAAUAUAGACGUAAAUUAAAAAACUAAAAAAAUUGUAUUUCUUAAAAAAAU
Calliphora vicina (urban bluebottle blowfly) is the source of this 1006-nucleotide messenger RNA. It is a transcript of the gene RpL23A, whose product is annotated as ribosomal protein L23A. Gene Ontology annotation, biological process: translation; ribosomal large subunit assembly. The record is from RefSeq and is a predicted model, not a curated record. Gene Ontology annotation, cellular component: ribosome; cytosolic large ribosomal subunit. The transcript is spliced from 4 exons. Gene Ontology annotation, molecular function: structural constituent of ribosome; rRNA binding. Lineage: Eukaryota; Metazoa; Arthropoda; Insecta; Diptera; Calliphoridae. Bases 96 to 911 code for a protein of 271 amino acids.